Messenger RNA from Alnus glutinosa, 692 nucleotides. RefSeq lists its product as uncharacterized. The record is from RefSeq and is a predicted model, not a curated record. NCBI's taxonomy places the organism in Eukaryota, Viridiplantae, Streptophyta, Magnoliopsida, Fagales, Betulaceae. The transcript has 2 exons. Bases 22 to 615 code for a protein of 197 amino acids.
CGCCUUCGAACCAUCAGAAACAUGUGGACUAGCAUCAACACCCUACGUGGGAAGAGUGGCUUUGGAUGGGAUGACAAUUUGAGGAUGAUUACUUGUGCUAAAAAGGUGUAUGAAGAGGAAGUGGUGGCGCAUCCUAAGCAUGAGCAAUUUUUAAAUAAAAAAAUUGAAAUGUACGAUGAGAUGGCCGUAGUUGUUGGUAAGGAUAUGGCGACUGGGAGUUUCUCAAAGUCUUUUGCUGAUAUAGAUGAUUCAGAACAUGUGGAUUUGGAUUUUGAUGAUGCGUUGUCAAAAGAAAAAGAUGUUGCUUCUUCCAAUUCUGCUUCAGCCAAAAGGUCACACAGGAAAAGAAGCCGUGCUGACAGUGAAGAUACUUAUAGUUUGAUAGCUGAACAGUUGAAAGAUGUUGCAUUAGCAGUUAGAUCUCUCAAUAAGGGAGUCGAUGCAGAUUAUCUUUAUGAGGAAGUAAUGAAGGUGGAAGGAUAUGAUGAGUUUAUGCUUGCAUCUGCAUUUGACCACUUGAUAGGAGAUGAGAAUGUCGCAAGAGGAUUUUUGGCAAAGAAUGCUAAGCUUAAAAAGUUUUGGUUGGACAACUUCUUCAAAAAUCAUGGAGCGUAGAAAUUGUUUAGUAUUGAUAUGUAGUAAGAUACUAAUUAACUAGAUUGAAAUAACAUAUAUGACUGAACUUGGAUGGU